CGAUGUGAUCUAAUACACUUCGCGCAGUGGAGGUUUGUGAGUGUGUUUGACUUGUUGGCUUAUUUGGACGUCAGAAGUUAACUAUGGCGAGUUUGGUGUUGAGAUCUGUUUUUACUUGCCGCCGUUUUUCGUCAUUUGACUUCUUCAAGACAACUAAGCGAGUGGAAUUUCUAUCUCGACAAACACUGUGUACGACUAAUGGCUUAUUCACCAUAUAUACUGCAGACCCAAUAAACCCAAAUGAAGAGAAAUUUGAGAAGAUAUUGAUUGCCAAUAGAGGAGAAAUAGCCUGCCGUGUUAUACGAACCUGCAAAGAAAUGGGAAUAAAAACUGUAGCUGUGCAUAGUGAUGUUGACUCCAUGGCUGUUCAUGCAAAGAUGGCAGAUGAAGCUUAUUGCAUUGGUCCAGCCCCUACCAGUAAGAGUUAUCUAAAUAUGGAUGCCAUCUUGGAUGUAGUUAAACAAACUGGAACACAAGCAGUACAUCCAGGAUAUGGAUUUUUAUCAGAAAAUAUGGAAUUUGCCAGAAGACUAAAAUGCAACAAGGUAGAGAAUGAACCUGUUAUAACUAUCAAAAAGUCAAAUGUAAUAAAAUUAACCCCAGCAUUCUUUGCUAUUCUUUUACUCUCAAUUUUAUCUCCCAUUGCCUGGAUGGCUUUUGAAUGUAAAAUUACCCCUGGGUUUGAUGGUGUAGUGAAGGAUAUUGAAGACUGUAUCAAGAUAGCAAAUGAUAUUGGAUAUCCUGUCAUGAUUAAAGCCUCUGCUGGUGGAGGUGGAAAAGGAAUGAGGAUUGCGUGGAAUGACAAAGAAGCAGAGGAAGGGUUCAAGCUCUCCAGAGAUGAAGCAGCUUCUAGUUUUGGAGAUGAUCGGUUGUUGGUGGAAAAGUUUAUUGACAAUCCAAGGCACAUUGAAAUCCAGGUUCUUUGUGAUAAACAUGGUAAUGCUCUUUAUUUGAAUGAACGUGAGUGUUCAAUUCAAAGAAGAAACCAAAAAGUUAUUGAAGAAGCUCCAAGUUCAUUUGUGGAUCCAGCAAUGAGGAAGGCUAUGGGAGAACAAGCUACAGCUUUAGCUCUAGCUGUUGGAUAUGAUUCAGCAGGAACUGUGGAAUUCUUGGUUGACUCAAAAAAAAAUUUCUACUUUCUUGAAAUGAAUACAAGGUUACAGGUGGAACACCCAAUCACUGAAUGUAUAACUGGUGUAGAUUUGGUACACCAAAUGAUCAGGGUAGGAAAAGGACAUAAACUCAACUUGAAACAAAGUGACAUUCCUGUCCGAGGCUGGGCACUUGAAUCUCGUGUAUAUGCUGAAGAUCCCUACAAGCAUUUUGGCCUGCCCUCUGUUGGUCGUUUAUACAAAUACACUGAACCACUUUAUAUUCCAAAGGUUCGAUGUGACAGUGGAAUCAAGGAAGGGAGUGAAAUCAGCAUUUAUUAUGAUCCAAUGAUAUGCAAGCUUGUAACAUAUGGAGACACUAGGAAAGAAGCUCUUGAUACAAUGGUGAAGGCCUUGGAUUCAUACGUGAUCAGAGGUGUAACACACAACAUUCCUCUUUUGAGAGAUAUAAUGACUGAAGAAAGGUUUGUAAAAGGUGACAUUAGUACUAACUACCUGACCACUGUUUAUCCUGAAGGUUUCAAAGGGAAGCAACUAACAAAUGUUGAGAGGAAUGACAUGUUGGCUCUAGCAGGCUGCAUGUAUGUUAAAGACUCCAUUCGUUCAGUGAACUUUCUUAACCAACCCAGGACACUGGAAAGUAACAUUCCCAAAUCUUGGAGUGUUGUUGCCCAAGUAAAUGAUCAGGAUUUCCUAUUGCGUAUAUCCAUCAAGAAAGAUCAUUACAAGGUGGUAGUUGAUGACCAGAUUCUAGAGGUAGAAAGAAAUAUCUCACUUUCUGUUCCAGUUUUGGAGACUUCUGUUGAUAAUAGGCCUUACACAGUCCAGCUGAUUACUCUUGAUGCGAGUGGACAUAUUCGAUUGCGAUUUCAGGGGACAGCAUAUAACAUCAAUAUAUUACCUGCAGAUGCCUUCAGUUUGAACCAACACAUGCUGACCAAGCCAAAGAUGAAUGUGGCCAAAGUAGUAAUUGCACCUAUGCCUGGAAUGGUUAAGCAUGUUGCUUGCAGAGUAGGAGACAUGGUUGCUGAAGGCCAGGAAGUGUGUAUUAUAGAAGCCAUGAAGAUGCAGAAUAGUCUGUCAAUUGGUUCCACAGGAAAAGUAAAAGCUGUGAACUGUAAACCUGGAGAAACUGUAGAAGAUGAGCAAAUCCUGAUAGAAUUGGAGUAAAAUUGUUCUAAAAAAAGAAGUACAUAAAUAGAUACAUUUGGUGUUAGGAUUGCUCAAUUAUUACUAACAUUCUUGCUCUGUUUGUAUUUUUUAUUGCAUUCUUGGAUUAAAUUACAUUGAGCUUCAUUGUUUAUUUAAAUGAUUCUAGGGAAUAGUUCAACUCAACAUUUGACUUACUCCAGAAGGCUUUCUUUCUUAAAAACUCUUUGAGGUAUAUUGUUUGAUUGUAUCUGGAAAUGCAAUCUUUGUUUUUUGUUAUAAAGUAACCAAGUGACAUUGAGUUUCUAACUAGAAAAGCUUAACAGUCUAUAAAUUUUUAAUCAUGUUCUAACUGAUAUGGUAGCUUACGUUUAGCCUCUCUAAUCUGUCAUUCCACCAUAAGGGAACUUGUAUAAAAGGUGUCAAGUUAUCAGAGACACUCUGAACAGUAAAUCUAUACUUAGCAUGAUUAAGCCUGAUAAUUUUCUAUAUUACAAUAAGUUCUGUUUAUUAAAUUUUCAACUUUUUUUUUUCCCAUCAGUUCCAUUUUUCAGUAGUUUGUAUAAAAGUAAAACUAUGUUGUAACCUCGCUUGUAAGAAAUCAUCAUUUUUAAUUUGGAGCCCCCCCAGUGGCACAGCGGUAUGUCUGCAAAGAAUCAUGAUAAUAGAUUGUUGCAGCUUUAUAAAUAGGGUAUGUAAAAGUGAUAAACAUGAAAAUUUUCUUAAUAUUUUCAUUCUAGUUUCGCUUAGUGUUUUGUGUAUUUUUCAUUGUGAAAUCCUUGAACCAAUUAAAUGCAUAGUCAUCAGUGA
This is a messenger RNA of Limulus polyphemus (Atlantic horseshoe crab), 3071 nucleotides long. RefSeq names its product propionyl-CoA carboxylase alpha chain, mitochondrial-like. Gene Ontology annotation, cellular component: mitochondrion. NCBI's taxonomy places the organism in Eukaryota, Metazoa, Arthropoda, Merostomata, Xiphosura, Limulidae. The coding region runs from base 84 to 2282 and encodes 732 amino acids. The record is from RefSeq and is a predicted model, not a curated record. Gene Ontology annotation, molecular function: ATP binding; metal ion binding; propionyl-CoA carboxylase activity. The transcript has 24 exons.